CGAUUUUUGCCAUCAAGAUGCACACGGCGUGGCUCCUCCUGACCUUCCCGCAAGCCCUCCGUGGAGCGAGAAUGCGCUCAUUCGCACGCCCCCUCGCGGCUGGAGUCCGUACGCGGCUGGAGCCCGUGUACGCGAGCGCCACAGCCAGUGGCGACGACCCGCCGCCCGAGUCUCUCUCCCUUCGGGUGCCCUCUCCAGCACUGCUGCUCAAUCACAUGGCCGACCGAUACGGUUCGACAAGCAGAAUCCUUAUGGAGUUUGUCGACAACUCGCUCGACGACGCAGAGUCGCUGUAUGAGCCGGCCAAAGGCGCGUACAGGCGGGAGGUCCGAGUGGACGUCUUUGUUUCGCGGCGCGGUCGGCGGCUGCGGAUCGUGGACAACAGCCGCGGCAUGCCGCCAGAGACGCUGGCGCGGGUGGUGAUGCGCGUUGGGGAGUCCCGCAAGCGUGGCGCGUCCUUCGUGAAUGGCCAGUUUGGGUUUGGCAUGCAGUCCUUCCGUGCCGCCUGCUCGUCGCUCACGGUGCGCUCCGCGGCGGCCGACCGCGCGCAUCAAAUCCGGGUGGAGCGGUCUCAGAGCGACGGCUUCCUUCUCGAGCCUCUGGCGCCGACCGCGCCUGAGGCGGCCGCUCUCUGCGGCGGCAGCGGGACAGAGGUGCUGCUGCAGGGCUUCGACGCGCAGUGGGUCGACGAGUCCUUCACCGCCGCCGCCGUCGCCCGCGAGGAGUCUCUCCACUUUGAGCGGUUUCGGCGCGGCCGAAGUGCACAAUCAGACGAAGCAAAGAACGAACUAGGUGGAGUCGCACUUUGAGCGGCUGCUCGACCGCGCCAACCUGCGCGUGACUGUGUGGGACGAGGACGCGCCCGGGC
Molecule: messenger RNA, 868 nt
Organism: Emiliania huxleyi CCMP1516
Lineage: Eukaryota; Haptophyta; Isochrysidales; Noelaerhabdaceae
Exons: 5
Coding region: 18-809 (263 amino acids)
Source: RefSeq, a predicted model, not a curated record